AUGCGUCUGAUUUCGCGAGUCUUACAGCGAUCGCAUCUUAUUGGUGAUGGGAGCAAUGAUGUAUUAUGUCGAAAUGUUCGUGAUUUAAAGGAUGUGGAUAUAAACAAAAAUUUAGCACGUGUGCGUACGUUAUGUGAUCUCAUUUCUCCGCAAGUGCAACAAGAUUUAUCGGUAAGAAUUGAAGAAGAUGAUGAUGAUAGUAAUUUGGAACCAUUUGAUUUAAAUCUAAUUGAUACUGACGACGAUGCAAGUAGAAUUUUAAACAGAUACAAGCGCCGCGGCGGACGUGGUGGUGGUGGUGGUGGAGGUGGACGUGGUGGUGGUGGAGGUGGACGUGGUGGUGGAGGCGGACGCAGUGGAGGUGGAGGCCGUUUUAGUUUUAGUGGUCGCAGUGGCAGCUCCAGUGGAGGACGUUUUUUCAGUUCCAGUCGUAGUGGUAGUGCAUCGCCGUCAUCAUCCGGUUCACGUUUCUUCAGCAGCAGAAGUUCAUCUAGUUCAGGAUCAAGUGGCGGGCAUCGCGUUCGUCAAGCUAUUUCAUCAACUUUCAGUCGUAACCCAGGUGUGCCAGCAAUACCGGGUUCCAGCGGAGGAUUUGGCAGUGGUGGGAUAAAACCUUCUGGAGGACUGAGCCCUUUUGGUGGCUCGGGAAGUAGAAUUGGUGGUUCGGGAAGUGGAAUGGGUGGUUCAAAAUGGGUAAGAGCUGGCAAAACAUUUUUACCACAAGCUAAGGCAUUUGGGAAAAGAUAUUAUGAACGACGAAAGUACAAUAAAGGUUAUUAUACAGGCGUGGGAGCGGCACAUUAUGGAUAUCGUCCAGGCUAUUAUCCAGCAGGUUAUUAUAAUUAUGGUUAUCCCCCAGUGGUUACUAAUGACGUGCCUCCAGUCAUAGCUGGAAAACCGGCCAGUGUUUUUUAUUGUUUACAAGAAGAUUUAAAUAGCACGUUGGUCAACAACACACUGGACUCCGACGGUUUUGGUAUAUGCAAUAUGUCAGGAAAAUUGGUUAAAUGUCCUAUUGAAAUUGAAUGUAAAUCAAGUGAAGCUGAUAAUUGUUGUGAAGAUAGCCAGCAUGCACCUUAUUGUUGUGGUGGUCCAAUACCUAAUGAAUUCAGCAAUGGAUUAAGUGAUGAAGAUUGGAUAGAUUCAGCUAACAGACCAGAUGAUAUGUGA
Molecule: messenger RNA, 1170 nt
Organism: Didymodactylos carnosus
Lineage: Eukaryota; Metazoa; Rotifera; Eurotatoria; Philodinida; Philodinidae
Source: the annotation of a GenBank genome assembly